UUUUCGUACUUUACGGGUAUAGAUGAGAUUGAUAAUGUUUAAUUGGCUUUAAACACCUUCUUGUACGUUGUUAAACCAUAUUUAUUUGCUACAGAUCUGAUUGCAUGUAUCUGCAGCAUUCUGAUGCUCACUUGAGAUGUAGUGUAAAUAUGUUUUGAAUGUUUAUCUUUGAACGCACGCUGUCUGGAUCGCUAACACUUUUGCAGUAGACUCUGUUGGCUGGUUGGAUCACUAACACUGUGUUUUUACUGUGACAGUACCAUGGAACAGUAUCAGAUGAUCAGAAAUGGGAUGGAGAUGUUCGGCAAGUGUUUUGAUUGACUGUUGGAAGCAGGCCAGACGUGAAGGGUUCACAGAAGAGCUUUGAAAGAAAGAGACCAUUAUGAAGUUGAAUGAGAAGAGCGUGGCGUAUUAUGCCACAUGCAACUCUCCUCCAGACAAGACAGGCUUCCUCUUUAAGAAAGGGGAACGGAACACGGCCUACCACCGCCGCUGGUUUAUUCUGAAGGGUAACAUGCUGUUCUACUUCGAGGAGAGGGAAAGCCGAGAGCCGAUUGGCGUCAUCGUCCUGGAAGGCUGUACGGUGGAGCUCUGCGAGUCUGAAUCCGAAGAGUUUGCCUUCGCCGUUAAAUUCGACUGUGUCAAAGCGAGGGUCUACAAGAUGGCCGCGGAGAGCCAGCCUGCUAUGGAAUCGUGGGUCAAGGCUCUGUCCCGGGCGAGUUUCGACUACAUGCGGCUGGUCGUGAAGGAGCUGGAGAGGCAGCUGGAGGAGGUACAAGAAGAAGCCAGAUCUUCACAAGCCAAAAACAAGCUGAAGAAGCACCAGCCGCAAGUGCAAGGAGCAACAAGCUCCCACCCCACAACCUUUUCAUUACAGAACGCCGAAAUUACAGGGCCUUCGCAGGAAGGGGGGUCUAGCAGAGAAAACGGGGUGUCUUGGAAUAAACCCACCAGCUUGCCAAACGGUGUCAGCGAGGGCUGCGUCUGGGAAGGGGACUGUUGUGGGAAGGGGGAUGGAGUCAAACCACCCACGGUACCUCCGCGGAGGAAACCCAGCGGUGGGUCACCCGAGAGCCCUGUUUCACCCGGCACAGGCUGCUUCUCCAAACUACACGACUGGUACGGCCAAGAGGUGGCUGAACUGAGAACAGAAUGGCUGCAGAGCCAGUGAAUGACAUCCGCACACACCACAUGCUUAGUGCAAUCUCAUCUAAAAAACAAAGAGAGCAUUAGAAUGAUAAUCACUCGUCCACUGUUACUGAUUUGUUGUUUAUUUCGUUAAACAAGACCAAGCCAUUUUUUAAAGGAACAUCCUGCCAUCAUUUACUCACCCUCAUGUCUUUCCAAAUUCCAGAUGGUUUUUAAAUACAGGAAAGUACAAUAAAUGUUUUAUCAAUCGUAUGCACCAGUGUGACAAAGUAAACAGCAAUAGUGCAAUCUUUUGAAAGCAAGUGUAGUGUUUUUCAUUGUUUAAAAAAAAUGAAAGAAUGCUGAAUGUACUUCCCUCAUUCAAUCUAAGAUGAAGAUGGGUUUGUUUCUUCAUAAGAAGAGGUUUGGAGAAAUGUAGCAUUCCAUCAUUUCCUCACCAGUGGAUCCUCUGCAGUGAAUGGGUGCCGUCAGAAUGAGAGUCCAAUCAACUGAUAAAAACAUCACAAUAAUCCACACUAAGAACUGUAAGUGUAAAGUUUGUAAGAAAAAAAUAAAAUCCAAAUAAUUAUCCAAACAUAAAAAUACUCCCCUGUUGUCUUCUCACAUCAAAAGCCACCGAUGCAUUUUUUUAAAUUGUUUUGGAUGGUUUUUACGUGUAAAUGGUGCUUAAUAUGUGCAUUUUUCUCUCAAGAUUAAUUUUACUUGUGGAUUAUUGUGUGGUUUUAUCAGCUGUUUGGACUCUCAUUCUGAUGGCACCCAUUCACUGCAGAGAAUCCAUUGGUAAGCAAGUCAAGUAAUGCUACAUUUUUCCAAAUCUGUUUGCACGAGCAAAUAUUUACAUCUUGGAUGAGGGUGAGUCAUUUUGAAGCAAGUUUUCAUUUGUAGAUUAACCUUUCCUUUAAUAAAAUAAAAAACAUUGCAUUCCCUUGAACUUUGUUGUGAGUUGACCUAAAUGAAUCAUUGAAUCAGUUUUGAAUCGAUUCAUUAGAACACACAGUUUGAACUAAUGCACAAAAAGGAAUUUUACAAUCUUUAUGCAAUGUUUGCUUCUUAAUUUAAUUAAGAGAUGCAGUUAAAAUAAUCCUAACAUUCCUGUAUUUAGCAGUUUGUGAGACAAGGAAGGGUUGAAAAACAAAUCUAAUGACACCGUCUUUAUGAAACUUAUUGGCAAAAUAAAAAUUGCAUUACAUCUUUAAUAUUCUCAAUAAUUACACGGUUGUGUUGUUGAAUUAAAUAUAUUUAGCAAAGUCUACAGUGCUCCGUUCCAUUUUGAAAAAAAAUAAUAAUAAUAAAUGGUCCGGGUUAAAAAUGACAAAAAAAAGUAUCAUAAAGCUAGUCUAAUUGACUCGUGUGCUUACAAACCGAUAUAAUAGCUUUGUGUUAGGAAAAGCCGAACAUUUGUGUUUUUGCAUGUUUUGCACGUUAUGAGGUCAAACAUUGGUUCUGACAUCUCGAUGACAUUAAAACUAGCCUCAUGUGUAUUGAUUUUAAGUGAAAAAUAAAAAUAAAAAAUUUGGCACAUAAAGAUUUAUGACUUUACUAAAAACAAUACAAGAUUUGGUGCAUGGGCUGUAUAGACUAUAUUUAAGGUGAUUUUAUUUUUGGAACUUGACAGUCUCAGUCCCUAUUGUAAGUAAAAAAAAAAAGAACAUUCUGGAUUCUUCUUCUUUUGUGUUUAUUAAAGCAAGAAAGUGAUACUGGUUUGGAACGACAUGAGAAUGAGUAAAUGAUUAUGAUGUUUCCUUUUUUGGGAUGAACUAUUCCUAUAAAGCCUCAAACUUAGAUUCAUUUGGGGAUUUUCCUAGAAGCUCAUGUUGAAGUGACUUGACAUUUCCUUCUCAUUUGUAUUUUUUCUUCUUCUCUCAAUUGAGGUCUUACUUGCAUAACAACAUGAAUUUCCUUUUACACAAUAGUUGUCUUGAUAAAAGACCUGAUUUACAGAUUUACAGACACUUGAAUGUUAAGUAUUACAGUGCCAAAGCUGGACUGUGGCCAUUUGUAAUCAUUUUACAGUAUAAAGUAGCAAAAACAGCACAAAAAGUAAGUUCCCAAGUAUCCCAAGAUUUUUGGCAGUGAAUUUUAUACUGUAUUUUAGGAGAUCAACAAUGCAACCUGCCAAAAACAUAAUUGGAAGAAUGAUUUCUAACUUUAAAACAUCUAAUAGUGUCUCAGACAAUGGACUUGUCUUAACUAGCCAGCUAACAUGUAAUCUUCUGUUGAUCGAUCUUUUUUCUAAGCAGCUUUAAUACACUGUUAUAAGCUUUGCUAUGCUUUAUGAUAUAUCAUCAGGGGCGGCAGUGGCUCAGUGGUUCAUGUAGGUUGUCUACAAACCGGAAGGUUGGUGGUUCGAUCCCCGGCUCCACCUGACCAAGUGUCGAGGUGUCCUUGAGCAAGACACCUAACCCCAGCUGCUCCCGACGAGCUGGAUGGCGCCUUUUUUGGCAGACACCGCCGUCGGUGUGUGAAUGUGUGUGUGAAUGGGUGAAUGUGAGGCAAAUUGUAAAGCGCUUUGGAUGGCCAUGUGGUCUGUUGAAAGCGCUAUAUAAAUGCAGUCCAUUUACCAUUUACCAUCAUUCUUGCCAAUGAUAAUGCUCUUGUUAAUGCUCUGCCUUGCUUUUAAAACUGACCAAUCAUCAUACUGUGACCAACAUUUAAUAUGUUAUACAAUAUAUAUACACACAGCUUAUUAAUGGCUUUUGUAAAUGCAAUUUAAUGGUACAAAUUCUGUGCAAUCCUAUAAUCAUAUUUGGGGAGAUUUAACCUAUAGUGACACUAAAUGGGAUGCGUGCGUGGCUGUCCAACCGCAGUGCCUUCAGAUUUCAUCUAAAACACUGUGUUAGAUUCCACAAUGCAAAUACACCAGCAAAUAAGAGCUGAAUGUGGAUAAACAGCUUGUUUAUUAACCAGGUACUCAUAGUAAAAUGACAACAACUGCAAUAAAGUUAACUUGUUUCUGAAUAAAGUUGUAUUGCAAUAACCAGAUCUGAAUGUUUUGUCCAAAUGGGCUUUGUAACCGGCAUUGGGUAGAAUAUUACAUUUGAAGGAAACAAGAAUGUAUGUUUAAUGUUUUCAAAUGACUCAAAUAAAGAUGAGCAUCCUCAUAAA
Messenger RNA from Carassius gibelio (silver crucian carp), 4254 nucleotides. RefSeq names its product PH domain containing endocytic trafficking adaptor 1 (gene pheta1). The transcript is spliced from 3 exons. Gene Ontology annotation, biological process: endosome organization; receptor recycling; retrograde transport, endosome to Golgi. Bases 383 to 1171 code for a protein of 262 amino acids. Gene Ontology annotation, cellular component: early endosome; recycling endosome; trans-Golgi network. The record is from RefSeq and is a predicted model, not a curated record. NCBI's taxonomy places the organism in Eukaryota, Metazoa, Chordata, Actinopteri, Cypriniformes, Cyprinidae.